This is a messenger RNA of Tilletiopsis washingtonensis, 1467 nucleotides long. Its product is annotated as mitochondrial carrier. Gene Ontology annotation, biological process: transmembrane transport. Bases 67 to 1344 code for a protein of 425 amino acids. Gene Ontology annotation, cellular component: mitochondrial inner membrane. The transcript is spliced from 4 exons. NCBI's taxonomy places the organism in Eukaryota, Fungi, Basidiomycota, Exobasidiomycetes, Entylomatales. The record is from RefSeq and is a predicted model, not a curated record.
GCUCCACCUCCAUCGUCUGCCGCUCCCAGCCUCUUCGCCUCGUCUCUUCGCACUCUUGCACUCGCCAUGGCCGCGCCGCCGCCCGUGUGCGAGACGGAUGCACACGCGCCGCACCCGCCGCCGCCCGUGCUCGCCUCCACUGCAGCACACGACGCCCUCGCCUCGGGCUCCUCCUCCUCGGCCCCCACCGAGGGCCGCCGGAAACGCAUCGACAAGCGCAGUGCAGACUAUGUCAUACGCAGCGGCAUUGCCGGCGGCGUGGCCGGAUGCGUGGCCAAGACAGCCAUCGCCCCGCUCGACCGCGUCAAGAUUCUCUUCCAGGCGCAGAACCCCGAGUUCCAGAAGUACAGCGGGCGCUGGACGGGUGUCUUUACGGCCGCCGCCAGCAUCGUCUCGACGCAGGGCCCCGCUGCGCUCUUUCAGGGACACUCUGCGACGCUGCUGCGCAUCUUCCCGUACGCGGCCAUCAAGUAUAUGGCGUACGAUAAACUGCAUUUCGCGCUCAUGCCGACGCCCGAGGCCGAGACAUCGGCAAGGCUCUUCCUCGCCGGCUCGUGCUCGGGCGUGCUGAGCGUCUUCAUGACCUAUCCGCUCGAGCUCAUCCGCGUGCGGUUAGCGUUCGAGACGAAGCGCAAGCGGCAGUCGGGCUCGUUGGGGCGCAUUGUGCGCCAGAUCUACCGCGAGGGCAGCACCGAGGCGCCCUUCUCUGGCGAUGCGCGGCGACGCGCCGGGCGGGCAGCGGGCAAGGCGGCUAUGCCCGCCAGUGCCGGCCUCACGACGAGCGCCGUGCAGGCACAGGCCAUCGCAGCGGGCGCUACGGCCGCAUCUCCUGUGCCGCCGGCACCACCAGGGCCGGCGGUACAGGCUGCCGGCGCGCUGCUGGCCAAGUGGCCCAUCCUCAAGUUCUACCGCGGCUUCAGCGUCACCGUCAUGGGCAUGAUCCCGUACGCCGGCACGUCGUUCCUCGUCUUUGGACGCUGCAAGACGCUGCUGCAGAGCGCCUUUCCGCAGCCUACUGCCACCGACUCGCGCGAGCUGGCGGCCCGGAGGCAGUGGUGGUGGCCCAGCAAGACGGUCAUCGACCUCUCGGCGGGCGCGCUGGCGGGCGCCAUCAGCCAGACGGCCGCGUACCCAUUCGAGGUGGUUCGCCGCCGCCAGCAGGUCGGCGGCAUCAUCCGGCCGGGCAGCAUGCUCGGCAUGAACGAGACGGCGCUGUGGAUCUGGCGCACGAGCGGCUGGCGCGGCUUCUAUGUGGGCCUCAGCAUUGGCUUCCUCAAGGUCGUGCCCAUGACGAGUAUCUCCUUUGCCGUCUGGAUGGGCAUGAAACGACAGAUGGGCAUCUAGGCUUGCAGCAGCAGCGCAUCGACGCCUUUACACCUCAACACGACUGCGGCCCGCAUCUGCUGCUCGUCACGCACGCAUAUCCUCUUUCCUCCUAAUGCCACGCAUCGCACCUUGGGCGCCGAC